UUCACUCGGAUUCAACCUGGGUCCCACGAGCGUCCACACCCAGACCUGAACUUCAUUUUGUGUUUCCAUUCUCGUUUCCGCUUCGUUUCGUCAUUUGACCGACCCGCUAGGGAUUCCUCUUCCUCUUUAACGUCUUCAACUUCAAUUUCAUCUCCGGUUGAAGAGAGAGAGAGAGAAGGAUGAGAUGGACCCACAUGGCGCAUAUCUAAGUAGCGCAAGACAAGGCGUAAAUUUCUCAAACCCUCCUAUUUUGCUCUCUCAUUUCUAUCCGUUUACACCUUUUCCAAACUCUAAGAGAGAGAGAAACUAGAGAUAGAAAGCUCUAAAAGCAUUUGGGUUCUUUCAUCUCAUUAUCUGAAUCUGAGAAUCCGGAAAAUAGUGGCAAGUUAUCAUUGUCUUCAUUGAAUUUUGGAGAGUUUAUCGAGGGAGAAGAAUUUGGUACUGAAGUUUUGUUAAAGAAUUUAUCUUGAGGUGGGCAUCGAUUUUCCGGGGUGUUGAAGCUGAUUCGAUCUGGGAUUUUUGGCGGAUUCACAGAGCUAAGAAAAGGGUAUGUUUCUGCUGCUUCAAUUUUCAAUUCUAGGGUUUCACUCUUGAGCUCCCUGUUCUGGGUUUGUCUCUUCACCAUUAUGAUUACUGGUUUCUGAGCUUGAAAUUGAAACUGUUUUGGAGAUUAUUAUGAAGCUAUAAAAUGGUGUAAAUUUGUGGGAUAUAGGGUAGAAACGGAAGGAAGGGUUUGCAUUUUUUAGCUAAAUUGUAAGUUGAAACAAUGGAUAACUCGAACCGGUCGAUGAAUAGGAAUGAUAAUGAUCAUUUGGGUGUGAACAAGAUGGGGAAAAAUAUACGAAAAAGCCCAUUACACCAACCCAAUUUUACUAAUACGGCAAGGCAACAACCUCAACCCCAGGUUUACAAUAUAAACAAGAAUGAUUUUCGGAACAUUGUCCAGCAGUUGACGGGUUCUCCAUCUCAAGAGCCACUGCCUAGACCUCCCCAGAACUCUCCCAAACCACCUAGUAUGCGGUUACAGAAGAUCAGGCCUCCACCACUGACUCCAAUAAACCGAUCCAAUAUUCCCAUUCAUCCUCAGGCACCAGCACAGCCACCAGCGGCGGUUCCUUAUGGUAAUCACUUUGUUAGACCUCCUACUCACUUUGGUCAACCCUUGCCCACCAUGUUCCCGCCUUUGACUCCCAGCGAUUCUUUUUGGCCAAAUAUAGGUGACUCUCCCGUCUCAGCUUACAUGCGUUACCUUCAAAAUUCCAUCCUAGAUUCAGGGCCAAGACAACCCCAAUCUCAACCUUUUCCUCACUCACAUCCCCAAUUUCCAGGCCAAUUUCAUACCCAGCCACCGCUCUCUGGAUUACUUCCUAACCCCGCUGCCCCUCUUCUCCCAUCCCCUCGAAUGAAUGGUCCUCCUCCUCUUCCGUCUCUGAGGAUGAAUGGUCCUCCUCCUCCCCUUCCAUCUCCGCGGGGGAAUGGUCCUCCUCUUUUACCCUCACCUACCUCUCAGUUCCUUUUGCCAUCGCCUAGUGGUUUCUUAAACUUGUUUUCCCCCCGUUCACCUUAUCCGUUGCUUUCUCCCGGGUAUCAGCAACCUCCACCGCUGACUCCAAACUUUUCAUUUUCUCCCAUUGCUCAAUCAGGGAUCUUAGGUUCUGGACCUCAGCCACCGCCUUCUCCUGGCUAUGGAUUUCCAUUGUCUCCAGGAUUUUUCCACAUUUCAAGUCCAAGAUGGAGGGAGCAAUAGCCCUAGACAGAAAGCUGCUAACCGAGAGGUUUCCAUGAUUGAUUAUUGCAAAGAGUUUCUUCAUGAUGACUUGCAUCAUCUUCUCAUGGUAGCUUCAAUUGUACAUGCACCCUGUCAGCAUUAGAAGUCCUUUUGGAAGUAUGUAGCCUGUUGUUUACCGUUGUUUACGGUUUGUUAAUACCCAUUUCAGUGACAUGUUUUUGGAUAUCGUUUCUGUAACAGCUGGAACCUUUAUUUUUCUUGUACAAUUUUCACUUUAGGUGAUGUAGUGAAGAUCGUGCAACUCCUCUGGAUGACAAGAUAUAGGAUUUACAGAUAUUGAAAAUUAAUGUGUAGGCUCUCUGCUGGAAGCGUUUUUUCUGUCCUUGUAAUGUUUAGGAUUAAACUUCAUUUUGUUGGAAGUAAUGUUUUUCUUCAUUGCCAUCCCAUUAGAGGGUUUUCAAGGUUAUGAUCUCGACAUGGCAUCGGCAUUGAUAUUGGUAUGGUUGUGAAUUUCAAGGAGAACAUUGUGUUGGUGAGAACAUCAAUGCUAGAAACUAAGGAAAAAGUGGUGUGUACAUUUUCCUUAAUUUACCUCUCAUGGUUGGCCUUCACUCAUGAUCUCUCAAAAAUGUUUCCUUUAAUAAAAUUUUUGUGUGUAUCAAAAUAAAAAAUGGUCUCACGAGAUGUAUUUGCUCUAUAAAAUUUUGUACUGGAUUAAAUUAUGUGCCAUUUGGAUAAGUAUAUCAUUUCUACAUCCGCUGAAAGCCUUUCUUCCUGAUUGAAAGUAAUUUUCAUCCACUAUGGAUGAUCCUUUUGGCUCACCACAGUAGGUUUGUUUUUUGGUGCUAAACAUUAUGCUUCUUAUCAUGUCCCUUUUUUAGGUUUGAUCUCCUAUUGCCAGUUGGCAAAAAUUGGAAGUGAUUAUUUCCAGUCUAAAGAAAAAUAGUGAAGAUGAUUCUUGGCCCUGCUGUUCAUACAUGAUGAUUAUGAUGUUUACAAUGUUAUUUAUGUAAUCAUUCUCCGUUAUCUGUGCCAUCUACUUUGGUGCUUCCAAGUAUAAUCUGAAUUCGGCUCAUCUCUCUAUCUGCCAUAUGUAUGUACUAUUCUUUUAAUUAUAAAUGGAGUGAUGGAUUUUGACCACUAGCUGCUAGCUUGAGCGACAUUUCCUACCUGCCCAAAAGGGAAAAAGAGGAUGAUGGUAUUUUUUUUUUGCGGAGUUUGGGGGGUAAGGUUGGAGAGUUUCAAGUUUUGCAAGGUUCAAGAUGGGACAGCGGCACAAAGGUGCGUAAUCAGUCUUGUCCCUGUUGACCAAGGGUGUUGGGAAAGGUGAACUGCUUGCGGACCUAACAUCAGCAUUAUUUGCACAAACUAACUUCUCCCAUAUUUGACUCUACCACCUCGUGAUUGUGAGGAACAUUUAUUGGUUCACCAGCUAAUGAUCCCUGAGACGGGACAGCGAUGCAAUGGUUUUUAUUU
Ilex paraguariensis (yerba mate) is the source of this 3205-nucleotide messenger RNA. NCBI's taxonomy places the organism in Eukaryota, Viridiplantae, Streptophyta, Magnoliopsida, Aquifoliales, Aquifoliaceae. The record is from the annotation of a GenBank genome assembly.